AUGUCGAAGCUUUCAGAAGCCGUCAAGGCUCUCAUUAAUGCGUCCCAUGCCAGCCCGGGCUACACGCGUGCCUCGGCCCAGGUGAAGCCCGCGCUGGCGCGGUUCGCCAGCGAUGCGACGGAGAAGCAAGUCGGACUGCCGGCUUGGGUCACCAUGUCGACAGCCGUGAGCGCGACAAUGAACUGCCCCGAGGCCAUGACGUCCAUCUUCCACCUCGCCAACGAGACCAACCCGAACCGCAAACCGGCCCAGAACGCAGAGCUCAUCCGCGAGGUUGGCCUUAAAUGCAUAUCAUUCAACGGCAUUCCGCGAUCCAUCAACACCCUCGGCGCUUUCUACGGCAGCCUGCCCUCGGACGUGGCGUCGCAGCUGCAGACGAGGCCUACGCGCGAGCUGACGCCCCAAAAUCUGGAGACGAGGAAAGCGGACGGGCUGGCGCUGUGGGACUCGGUGUACAUCGGCUUCGAGCGGAAGCUGUUGGCCAAACUGGGACAGAGCCAUCCGGAUCUCCCUGUGCACAUCAUCAACGGACACUACUCGAACCUGCUCUCCAACCCCCGCGGGGAGAAGGCCGGUGCCGCCGUCGGCCGGGUGCUCACGAGUCUGGUGGCCAUCUCGUGUCUGAGAGCGCAGACGGGUGUCGGGCCUCAGGUCGUCUCGCACGUCUUCGGCCUGAGAAAGGCCUACGAGUACGGCGAUGCGCAUGCCCAGGGGGAGGAAGAGGUCCAGGGCGGAGAGUGGCUAGCAAGCGACGAGGGUAAUCUCUGGCUUUUGGAACACAUUGAUAGACUUACCGAGGCCAUUGGAGGUGGUGCAGGCACAAGUUUUGCACCCGGGCUGCGGUCAAAGUUAUAG
Molecule: messenger RNA, 855 nt
Organism: Neoarthrinium moseri
Lineage: Eukaryota; Fungi; Ascomycota; Sordariomycetes; Amphisphaeriales; Apiosporaceae
Exons: 2
Coding region: 1-855 (284 amino acids)
Source: RefSeq, a predicted model, not a curated record